AUGGCUGAAGUGGUUGCCGCCAGCGCCCCUCUGCUCCUGCCGUCCACCAUGAGCGCGACCUUCCCGGUCCAGGAGGACGCCGGCGCUUCUGCUGUCCCUCCUCCGUCCUCCCAAAGCAGCGAGGACUACCUGUUUGUGGAGACCAAGCACCCCAACACAGUCCUGCAGGGCCUGAACGGCCUGCGGCUCAACAAUGCAUUCUGUGAUGUGACUCUGUGCUGUGGAGGACAGGAGUUCCCCUGUCAUCGCAUUGUGUUGGCGUCUUUUAGCUCCUAUUUCCAGGCAAUGUUUACAGCUGAAAUGCUGGAGUCCAAACAGGAGCGUGUUGCCAUAAAUGGUGUUGAGCCUCAGAUGAUUGGCAUGCUGGUGAGCUACGCCUACACAUCAGAGGUGUACAUCUCUAAAGCAAACGUCCAGGCGCUGCUGGCAGCAGCCAAUCUGCUGGACGUGAUGGCGGUUCGAGAGGCUUGUUGUCGCUUUAUGGAGCGUCAGAUGGAUGAGAUGAACUGUGUGGGUAUUCACUGUUUUGCCGAGGCCCACUCCUGUAAAAUGCUGGAGAAACGCAGCAUGGAGUACAUCCUGGAGCACUUCAGCAGUGUUUGUCAACAGGAGGAGUUUUUGUCUCUGUGCGUGGACAAACUGACAGAAAUCAUCGCCAGUGACCUUCUCAACGUGCCUAAAGAGGAGAUGGUGUUUGAGGCCGUCAUGUUGUGGUUGAAUAAAUGCCCCACUCGCAAGCAGAGCUUUGAAAAGGUGCUCGAGCACAUCCGCCUGUCUCUCAUCAGCCCAUACUACCUUCAUGAUGUCAUCGAGUCUUUGGAUGUGGUGAAGGAGAGUCAGGGCUGCCAGAAGCUCAUCUCUGAGGCCAAGGACUACCUGCUGCUGAAAGACCGCCGUGCAGAGCUCUACAGUCCCCGGGUCAGACCUCGCAGGUCCACAGGGACAGCUGAAGUGAUCGUGACGGUUGGCGGGGAGGACGACAAGGUGGUGCUGCGCAGCGUGGAGAGCUUCGACCCAGUGACCAACCAGUGGAAGAAUCUGGCGUGUCUGCCCUUCGCUGUGAGCAAACAUGGGCUGGUUGUCUCAGAUUCGACUCUGUACUUGGCAGGAGGAGAGUUUCCUGACGGUUCGGCGAGCAGAGAGAUGUGGCGCUACGACCCCUGCUUCGACUCCUGGAUGGAGAUGGCUCCCAUGAAUGUAGCUCGCUCCGAGUUGGGCCUGGUGAUGUUGGAUGGUUUUGUGUACGCUGUGGGAGGAUGGGAGGGGCGGUCGCGUCUCGACUCUGUAGAGUGCUACAACCCCCACACCAACUCCUGGCAGUUCACAGAGUCCGUUAAAAUGGCCGUCACGAGUCCUGCGGUGGUGGCACUGGACGGUCUGCUCUACGUUACAGGCGGUGCUGUUCUAGAGGACGGUGACGGCACAAACCUGGCACAGGUUUACAAUCCAAAAACCACUACGUGGACAGAGAUCGCCCCCAUGCAGAUCGCUCGCUCUGGUUCAGCCGCUUGUACACUCAAAGGAAAGCUCUACGUUAUUGGUGGAUGGCACGCCUCGACUGAGAACACUGAUAAAGUGGAGUGUUACAAUCCCAAGACGAACCAGUGGACCAUGUGCGCCGCCAUGAAGGAACGGCGCUACCGGCCUGGUGCUGCUGUAGUAGAUGGAAAAAUCUAUGUGUUGGGAGGAGAGGAGGGUUGGGACAGAUAUCAUGACACUAUAGAGCGGUACUGUGAAGAGACGGACAGAUGGGAGAUUGUCGGGGAGAUGCCCACAAGUCGCAGCUGGCUCAGCUGUGUGUCUCUCCAGCUGAGGAAGGACAUCCUCAUUACCAUUUGUCCUGAUACUCUAAACAGUUGAAGCGUAAGGAGAGGAAAGUCUUUUGUGGUUAUUUGCACUUUUCUCAGUAACGAUGUGCUACUAGGCUCAGAGUUGGGAGACAGGGCAGCCUUGUUUGCUCAGAGCUGUUUGAGCUAUUGCUGGGAUCCAAAAGUCGUCGACUGUAGUCUGCGACGCCUCGUGGAACAAGUUUUGGUCACUUGAGUUUCUCGUUUUGAAGUGGCGGUUGAGAAGUUGCUACCGUCUCAAGUUCCUGUGACCCUCCGCAAUCUGAACUCUCCC
Molecule: messenger RNA, 2121 nt
Organism: Nematolebias whitei (Rio pearlfish)
Lineage: Eukaryota; Metazoa; Chordata; Actinopteri; Cyprinodontiformes; Rivulidae
Product: kelch-like protein 20
Exons: 11
Coding region: 1-1860 (619 amino acids)
Molecular function (GO): protein binding
Source: RefSeq, a predicted model, not a curated record